AUAUCGACAACAGUUUUUUAUGCUAUUUUGUUAUUAUUGCAUUUUGAUUUCUUCUCCCAUUCGAGUUCAAAAUAAAACGGUCAAAUGCAUCAUUCAACGAGCAGUAGGUAAACAAUUAGCCGCACAACAUGCAGAUAUUAGAGGCAAAUAAGACGAUGAUUCUUUUUCUGAUCGGGUUGACAAGCGUGUGCGUGUGGGUAUUAGUUUGUAUUGCCUUUACAUUAACAUUCACCUACACCCAGAACGAGUUUUAAACUUUUCAAAAAUGACAUUUUGAGUUUUUUAACCAAGAAAUUUUUUCAAAAAAUAUCAAUGACAAAACGUUUUAUGCAGAAUUUUUUACUUUUGCAGCUAUAAGGACAAUUUAUAGACUCUUACACAGUUGCUAACUCACUGUGCCCGUUGAGCUUCCAUAUAGAUGUAUCGAUUUCGUUCUGGUGUAUAACGACUAGUUAAAAAUACAAGACUGAGACUAAUAAAAAUUAAAUCAGCCUGAUCAUGUUAGGCGUCUCAAAAAUAAUGGAGAAAAAACUGUGCUUCAGUGUUAUCAAAAACGUUAAAACGUUACGUUUUGGUUGUUGCAUUAUUUUAUCUAAGCAAAAAUGGUUUAGAGAAAACAUUUUUAAUGUUAAAAGCUCGGAUAAAGCGCUACAAACCUAGCUCUAGACGUGUUUCAUUUGGAGAAAUAGUUUCAGAAGAGGUUGCAGUUUAUUAGUGGUCCUAAAGAAAUAGGGUCUUUUUGGAUAACAGCAUCAAGCAAUUAAAAAUCCUCGUUACCAGCUUGAGGCUUUAUCAGAAAAUAGUCAUUUUUAUAGUGUACACAUAACACGACAAGUUGCAUCAAAUGAUGUUCGAACGAACUUUCUAACUCUCACAGCUUCCGAGAUAAUACUUUGUUUGAAAAUCUUUUACUUAAAAUGGCCAUUUAUUCUCAUUUAAUUCUUUUGAUAGUUGGAAACGGAAUUGUACUUAAAUAGAUUCCCUGUAAACCAUUCGAGGACUAUAAAAGAAUCACUAGAUAUCGGAUCGAUUUGUUUACAAAAACAUUAAAAUUUUACUUAAAAAGCCUUUUUUUUGGCAAUAUUCCACUUUUUUCCCGUUUUUAUAGAAAAUAUAGGACGAAUCCGAGACUAAGAUAAGACGGUGCGAGUGGUUCGGCUCUGAAUCUUACACUCUAAGACGCUAAGCCAUUUCGAACCGAACUUAUACUCGUUCAUUAUCAAGUAUGUUCAGAUCUAUCACUACAAGUCAACUAAAUUUUUUCGAAUUAUAAAUGCUCAUUGAAGUCUUUUUCAAAAGACUAACAAGUCGAUAAAAUAUCGGUCUCUCGUCAAACCUCUGCAUUACAUUAGAUAUGAGAAAAUGAGGAACAAAUCUUCAACAAAAAUUAUCAAAUUCGAAUAAAAUUAAUACAAUAUCUAGGGUGUAGGCUGUGCGUGUUAGUUGUGUCGUUGCCCAUAGCUAAACUGAAACUCACACCCACACCCACCCACACCCCUAUGACAGCCUCGAAUUCGAUUUAUAAAAUUUAUAUUUAGGACAAAUUUUCUCUUUUGCUGUUUCGUUCAACUAUAUGAGUGUCGAAUUUUUUAUUUUCGAAUCGAAUUUGUGUAGUUGAACCUUCAUUUAUAUUCGAAUUCGAAUUAAGCAUCUCAUGCAAAUCUCUGUUCGUUUAACUGCAACUUUAAACUUAAAGUUAAAGUACAUUAACUUAAAUAUUAAAGUAUAAAAGCUUAGUGUUUUAGUAUAAUUAAAGUUUAAAGUGUUUUAACUUUAAUACUCUUUUUAAGUGUUUUCAAGUUAAACUGCCACUCCUACUAUUAGCUUAAGAAUACAAGACAAUAUCGACCAUAAAAUCACAAAAAAGAAAUAUAUUGGAUUAUUUAAGUUUCGAAAAAACAUUUAUAUUUAGCUGCUGUGAAAUUUUACCAUUCCAACAGUCGAAUCGUCAAAGUUAAACUGUACCUACAUUUACCAUCUUUAAAUAUUUCAUCUGUACAACUCGUGAGCUUAUCCUUUUUUAUUCUUUACGGAACCGGACUAUGAAUAGAAACUUUUUGGAUGUCAAUGAAUUCAAGACACGAAUCGAAUAGGCACAGCUGCAGCAUAAUGAAUAAUAAUAACCCACACACUAUCCGAAGAAGUUCACUUCUUCUUUUCAAGAUUACAUGAUCAAUAGAAAAAAUAAUAAGACAAGUUGAUAUCAUCAACAUAUCUUUUAUGAAGGUAUUUGUUUUACAUAUAAAGAUACAUCGACAAUCAGUUUCAUUUUUCAUUGUAUUUCGCCGUCAAUAUUGCUCAUAGAGUAUAUAAUAACGUAGUAUAAUCUAUCCGUUGCUCUCUCAUUUGAUACAUUCUUUCCACAUAGUCGAUUGAACUGUCUGGCUAUUAUCAUCUUUUAUACAAAUGAACAUUCAUACACAUUUCGAAGAUUUAUCAAAUGAGAUUUUCUUCGAAAUAUUUGAUUAUUUACAUGCACUUGAUGUUUUUACUGCGUUUGCUUCAUUGAAUGAACGAUUUUUGUCUAUUCUACAAUCCAUUCCAUUCCAUAUUAGCAUUUUAAACACAUAUUAUGACUGAGACAUUGCUUUUCUUUCAUCACAUCUCACUUUUCAUGCUCAUCAAGUCCUAUCACUAAAAUGUUAUGAUACAAUUCGUGAUCGUUCAUCUAUUAUUAGUUUACUAUUUCAACGACAUAAUUUUAUUAAUCUUCAAUCAUGUCAAUUUAUUUCAGUUAAUCCAUCAACUGAACUUGAUAAUGUUAUUAAACAAGUUGAAAGUUUGAAUAGACUUGUUUCUUUUUCUAUCAUACAACCAUCGACUGUAAAUACCAAUGAGAAAAACCAAUCGGAUAUAACUCGAACUGUAUUCAUGAGCAAAUCAUCUUCUCUUCGUUCAGUUAUGCUUCGUUAUAAUUAUGCUUACUUGGACUUGUCAACUUAUACUUCAAUUGCUCCGAAUCUUAUAUCACUUGAUUUGUUAAUAUCUGGCUCACCGAAUACAGUAUCAGUAUAUUCAAUCUUGCCAAUUCUUCGUGUUUGUCAUAGAAUACGAUAUCUCCAUGCCAUCAUAAAACAUGAAAUUCCAUCUGAAAAUAAUAAUGUAAAUAUUUCAAUUCAAGAAGCAUUUAUUAAUGAAAAUGAUCUUCCUAUAUCACCACAAGUGACAUCCUUCGAUUUAUCGAUUUUUACUACGUGUGACACUCGUUCAAUCGCUUAUAUCUUACGUUGUUUGCCUAAUCUUCUUCAUUUUAAGUUUUUUCAUGAAUCGCCAGAAGUAGUCUAG
Molecule: messenger RNA, 3285 nt
Organism: Rotaria socialis
Lineage: Eukaryota; Metazoa; Rotifera; Eurotatoria; Philodinida; Philodinidae
Source: the annotation of a GenBank genome assembly